Molecule: messenger RNA, 5714 nt
Organism: Trichoplusia ni (cabbage looper)
Lineage: Eukaryota; Metazoa; Arthropoda; Insecta; Lepidoptera; Noctuidae
Exons: 5
Coding region: 3793-5535 (580 amino acids)
Source: RefSeq, a predicted model, not a curated record
UAUUUUAAUUGUGAAUGUAAGUUUGUUUGUUACACUUUCACGAGAAAACUACUUAAUUAAUCAUCAUGAAACUUUUUCCGAAUAUUCUUGGAAAUAUUGAAAGUAAAAUAGUGUUUAUUCCUUGAAUUAAAAAACAACUUCUCAAUGAUAACCGAUAUUUAAGCGGGCAGGACCACUGUUAGUAUUAUAUAAUUAUGUCACUGUGGUAAUAUGUAAGUAGUUGUUAUAAGAAAAUACAGGAUGAAAAUAAUUAAUAAGGUUCUUAAUAAAUAUUUUGUUGCUAUGAGAAGCUUACUAUUAUGCAUUCUCAAGGUUUUGUUUACUAUUUCCCGAUAGUGGAAAAUUUUCGGCUGAUCUUUAGGUGUUACAAUACAAGAUUCGCAAACUGCCUUUCCAUUUGGUCCUUGAAUAUUAUUUGCUUAAAUUAAGACUUAGUUACAAUUAAUUGUGCAAUUUUCAUAUAGGUACUAGGUAAUUUGCAAAGCUGUAGGCUACUUAAUGUACCUAAUGAAAUUCCAUUUUCAUUCUCUGGAACCAACAGUUUUUAGGACUCAAUAAUAUAUCUUUUAGGAAUACGGCUUUUUUUAAUAAUGUUAGAUUUACAACUGGAUUUUUUUUUACAUUAAAAGAUGUUGUACGAAAAUAUACCUUCGUGAAACAAUUUAGUACAAUUACUGACACGAAAAUAGAAACGGAUUUAAGUAGUUUGUAUGGUAUAAUUUGAGGACACGCCAUCAUAAACUCUUUGUCCGCAAACUACUAUCUUAUGUUAUUCAUGCAUCUUUAUUAUUUGAGACCAAACUUCGAAAAAGCGUUCACCGUGUUUAAGUGUCAUAUUUUUCUUCUAGUCGGCAUUUUAGUAAAAGCCUCUGCAUAUUUCCUCUUCAGAAUAAAAUUACCUUUGCGUUACGUAGCAUUAUUAUGACACAGUUUUUUAUUUUUAUAAAUCUUAUCUGAUUGAUAUACCCCCGUGACAAAAGGAUUAAAAUGCCUAAAAGCGGGAGUGUUUUUAAAAAUAAUAAUUCAGGGAGUAGGGAAUUAGAAAUCUACUUUUCAAAUCUAGAUCACUUUUCCGUUACCUUUUGUCUCUAUCAUUACAAGGAAUUGAUAAAUGAAAGAAGAGGACAGAAUGCAAUGUUCGGAAGUCAUUUUCUUUAAAAGCAAAGUUAUGUUCCAAAUUUCCUAGUGUGCACUUCCUGUAGUACACUUUUAGUACACUAAAAUCUUCUUAUUUAGGACAAAGAGAUGGUGCAAUGCGGUGCAAUAACGCAGCCUCGCGGAUUGCCGAGGCUGUAGCCGUAUACCGUAACCCCGAACUAAUACUGCUAACGCUUUUCGAUUAGGAAUGCUAGGAAGUCUAACUCCCCCUCUUAAAGCAGGAGAGCUGCUGUUGUGGAAGAGAAAAGCAUAGUUAACGUGCCAACGUCUUAAAUAGGUGCAGGUUGACAAUACUUUAGUAGUAUUGCUAACUGACAGCUCAAUAUUCUGUACUCAUUAAAUUAUAAUAAUAUAUGUAAGAUAUUUGAUGUUGAACAAUGAGUUCAGAAUUCGUAGCAAAAAACUAAUUCUGUUUGUAGGUGAUAGAUAAUCUUAUCAGAAAUGGUAGAUUGACCACAAGGCCAAAGAGAUUACAGAAACUGAUAACAGGUCAAAACUAUUUUUUUUAUAUAAAUGAUAAGUAGAUAUUUAGGUUAGUACAAGCAAACUUAAAGGCGCAUAACUAAAGUAUAGGCUACUCCAUAAUGUUCUUAUUCCUUGUCAUACGAGUAGCCUUGCCGUGGCAGCAGGAUUGUCCGAAAUUGUUACCGCGGCUUUGGUACACGAAGGGCAAAGGGAAGAACAUGGGUGGGUGUUAGUCAGUAGGAAUCUGACACUCCCGCUCAACCGAAAGCGAAAGGAGUCAUUUGAUGAUUUUCCAUCUGAAAGAAAAAUAUGUAAUUGGUCAUGCCAUGGUUGGUCCAAAAUGUAUUACUAGACCACAGGACUUUAGAAAUAAGUAUUUUAUCGUCCCAUUAGAAUAUUUCCAACUCGUAUCAUACAAGUGCGAGCUAGAUUUCUUUAUUUGAUAAUUUAUAGUGUGUUAAAGCUCGCACAGCGUUAACUUUCCCUCCCUUUUUAUAACACUUGGCGCCAUAGCUUGUGAUACCCGAACUAACCUAUUUCCCUCAUCGAUCGAUUGUAACGAUCGAUCGCUCAACGGGAAACUUAACCGCUAAUGUAUUCUAAAAAACUAUUAAAUUCAGAGGCUGAUUAUAAAUGCUUUUUGCUUUCAGGUAAAGUGAUCUAUCUGCAAAAUAAUUCUUGGGUUCAUAUUUUUUGCUUGUAGAUAAUAUAAUAGAUUCGUUUCUGGUAUGCUAAUUUAGUAUCUACACAAAGAAUUUAAAAUAAUAAAUAUUAUGCUUUCGUUCUUAUUUAAACAUUAACGUUAGUACCUAAUUGAGGUACUUAACUCAUUAAAUGAAUAUUAAUAAACAUAACACUCGUUCUGAAUUACUUCAAAAACUACCUAAUGGUUAAAUUAAAAACAAUGGGCCUAAAUUGUUGGCUGAGUAUCGAUUUCCAUUGCCCAUGAUCCUGACAUUUAUUCACCUAGCACUUUCGCUGAUUCUCAUCACAUUCUUGUGACAUGCCCAACGAUUAAGGUUAGAUACCUACUGUUAACCUAGGCUUUCUCCAUUGAUGGAUCCGGUUAAAAGGUACGUAGGUACUUUAUUUUACGAGAUAGUAAAGGGAUCUGCCAGUGCUUUUGAGAAACUAGAAUACCGGCAAUAUUUUGUUGGUAAGGGUCAUCCUUUCAUACAUCUUCAUUAAUACCAAAUGUUAUGUUGAGCUUUGUUCCUAUCCUACACUACUAAAUUACCUAUAAUCAAAAACUCUUCCGACGCUUAUAACCCAUUACCAUUACCACGUAUAAAAUACAUAAACCAUGGUCUAGAUUUCAAACAGUUUUAAAUUAUACGAUAAAUAGGUACAAAACCUAAACAACAUUCAUAUAACCUGCUGCAUUAUUCAUGCGAGUCAAAUCACAUGCAUUGUAUGCAGCGAACCUGUCACCGUAAUAACAGGCCGCCGUGAGAUGGGAAGCGAUCUUUUGUGCUGUUUUACAAAUGUUACGGAUCGUUGAAUGUCAUGAAAACUGUCCUCUGUGCAGUUCAAAUCAAUCAUGUUAAAAUGUUCUUUAUGUUUACUGUGCUACGCUUCAUGUAAGUCGAUAUGAAUAGCAGAGUCAGACGUAACGUGCUUUAUAAUAAUACACUAUGAAUGGAGCUUUUGUGGUGUGGUUGCCUUUAUUAUUCCAUUACGUCAUUGCCAUUAUGUAUCAGUGUAAGAAAUUCAUAUUUACUUUCAACCUUUUUUUUUAGAAUUAAACUAGGUAUCCUAAUUCAUUAUAAUCCCUUUUUAUAGUUUAUUUUAGAAUCCCAUGUAGAAGAAUUGUUAUCGUAAUUGUAAACUUGUGUAAAGGAAAGUCCAAAGCUUAAAAUAUAAUUAAAAAAGUCUAAGUUUUAUGUUGAUUUAUUUAUUAAGUUGUUCUGUCAGUACCAGUAUUGCAUUAUGUCGUAUGGUAGCCCCCAGAGAAUUUUACGCGGUCCAUAAUAGCUUUAGACAGGGGCAGCGAUUACCCCUUCCAGUCUUUGUGCGACAAUGUCAGUUUUGACUUUGACAAACGUCACUUACGUCACGCGAUGUUUGUUGAUGGGCUUGAUGGCGGGAAUGGAAGGCUGUGAUAAACAAUCAAUUUCAAGUGUUUUGUCCAAAUGAAAGUAUUAAAACACUACUUGUUCAAAAGUAAAUAUGUCAGAACUACGCGAAAAUGUACGUCAAGUAUUAGUUAAGUUAGUCCCGGCGUCUGUCAUCAACGAUAUUGCAUGUUUUGUUUUCUACGACAACCACCCAAAGGAUGAGAAAAAGAUUGAUGUAACAAUAUGCACGAAAAAAGGGGAGGUCAAGGAGUAUUAUCAAAGGGAUUUGGUGGAUAAUAUAAAGCUUGAUAUACGACCUACACAGAUAAGGAUAUUAAGAAACAAUAACUGUGAACUGUAUUAUUUAGUGGAGGCAAAUGAAAACAUAAUAAUUUUGUCAAGAAAAUCUACUUUAAAAGUGCAUGUUAAACUGUCUGACGUUGAAAGGUGUGAUAUAAACGACAAUUCGUGCAGAGGACAAGCUUCGCUUAGAGUUUUUUGUAAGGGUGAUGCUAUACCAAUAACAUUUACUGAUAGUUAUGAGAAGCCACAUGAGUUAUCGGAAUCAUUCAGUCCUGCAGAGAGUGACGAAUCAUAUCCUAUUAUAUCUCAAUUGAAAAGGAAGUUGAUAGAAGCUAAAUAUAGUGUGAAAUGUAAUGAGAAGACUUAUAAAGACUUGUUGAAUAUGCGUCAAACUGUUGCCUACUCUGCAUAUAAAAAGAUAAAUCCUAACAUUGAUGAUGCCCUUUCUAAGGAAGAAUCAAAAGAGAUAGCAAGUGCAUUGAAAAUGACCAUGGAAGCUCCUUGGAUCAAAGUUUAUAAUAACAAAAUUGUUAUUGUUUUGAAUGUAGAGAAUUUAAGCAAUGAGACUCUAGAAGACGUCCAUAUUAUUCUACACAGUGCCUCCAACCAAGCCAUAGAGUACACAACAAAACUCUUUACACCAACGGACUAUUUGCUACACUGGGAAGAAAGGGCCACACAAACUAUUCAAGGCCAUAUAAACACUGCUAUAGUUGUAGUUAUAGAUGUAGAUGAACUAAAAAGUAGGGUUGUAAGUAAUAUACAUUUUAAUGGGGUUGUUUACUAUAUGAAGAUGGGCAAAGAGCAUGUGGUGCCGUUUAGUGAUGUUCAUAUCUCAUCUAUGGAUGCUUUGGCAGAAGAAUUUGAUGUGUUUUCCAGUGGUGAGUUGGAUACUAACAGCUUGCUAGCUGUACUAGCAGCAACUGAGAAAACAGAUCUGAUAUUAAGACAUAUAAACCAACCGAAUGACGGAAGAUUAACCCUGGAUACCUUUUGUGAAUACUUAUACAUGGAUAAAGUGCUUUCUGGAAACGUAGCCAUACACAAAAAGUCCCCAUACCAUGUACUAAAUGGUGUUAUGAUUGUGUUGCAUGGUACAGGGAAUAGUAACUGCUACUCCAUGUCUGUUUACUCCAGAACCCCAUCACAAGUGCUAGCCCUUAUUCACUACAUUCACGACGCCGUACCUUAUACAAUCAUCAUUACAACUCUAAACUACAAAUUAACUGCUAAAGACAACACUCUGUCUGAAUAUAACGAAGAUAUACUGGAAAGUACACAAAAGUUGCACAACUACCAAAACUACAUCAAUUCUAUAACAACAAGGAGUAAAAUAGCUUUGAAAUACUUAGACGAGUCGUUACUUAAAAUGAAUGAGUCAAAAAAUCCAAUUGUUCAGAGUAAAGUCGGCAGUGAAAUCGAUAUUUUUGCUGGAGGAGAACCGGCCUAUUUGGAGUUUAAAAAGAGGAUGCGAGAAGAAGCCAGUAAAGUACUGGAAAUGGAGAAUGAAAUUAUUGAUGUAGUUUCUUCUGAGGAAAUGUGUGUUGAUUAAAAUGAAGAAAAAAAUAAAGAAAAGGUAAUGUAUCAAGACCUUGAACUUUGCUAUAUUUAAUUUAAGUUAAGAGUAGAGAAUAUGAUAAGACUAAAUUAACGUAAUAGACGCCCGCUCAAUCAAAAAAUGUAACUGAAAAAUUAUAAAUAGAUAAGUUAAAAUAAAAUCUGUGAUACAUU